Scomber japonicus (chub mackerel) is the source of this 1702-nucleotide messenger RNA. RefSeq names its product Nicalin-1-like. Gene Ontology annotation, cellular component: endoplasmic reticulum membrane. The coding region runs from base 1 to 1662 and encodes 553 amino acids. Gene Ontology annotation, biological process: regulation of signal transduction. Lineage: Eukaryota; Metazoa; Chordata; Actinopteri; Scombriformes; Scombridae. The transcript has 15 exons. The record is from RefSeq and is a predicted model, not a curated record.
AUGUUUCUGAGAGACCUGAGCUUUUCUGCUGUUCUGUUGCUGCUGCUCUCUGUCCAGUCUCUUCAUGGCUCCGCUCUUCCUGCUGUAUCCUCCUAUGAGUUCACCGCCUACAGGAUGCAACAGUUCAACCUGGCACAAGACAAGCAUGGUUGCCGUGGAGCCAUUGUGGUGGCAGAGGCACGCUCAGCAGAUGAGCCGGUGCUGACACGUCGCUGUGUCAUCAUGAAGGUGCCAGACUUCACAACAGAAAAAUAUCUCGAGGCCCAGAGACAAAAUGCUGCUGCCAUACUGAUCCUGCUGCCCAGAAAUAUCUCCAAUGUCCCCCAUGAUAAAGUACAGUCCUUCAUGGUGAGUGAGAGUGAGGCCUUGCUGAAGGAGACCCUCAUGCCUGUGUAUGUGGUGCCUGAGGAUGAACAAUUGCUCUGCAUGUAUGAGGAGGUCAAGCAGGCUGCAGCCACCCGGACCUCCUCAAUAUUUAUCCGAGUUCUUCGAAGUAUGGUCACAGCUACAGCCUUUCAGAUCUUAGUGAGCAACAAUGCCCCUAUCAAGGCCAUCACGGACAAUGCUAUAGUCACACUGGAGGGAGUGCUUCCCGGAGCAGGGGAGGAUGUGCCCACUAUCGUCAUUACUGCCAACUAUGACUCCUAUGGGCUGGCACCGUGGUUGUCUUAUGGAGCAGACUCCAAUGGCAGUGGGGUCACCAUCCUGCUAGAGUUGGCACGUCUCUUCCAGAAGCUUUAUAGUAACUCAAGCACCAGGCCACCAUAUCAUUUAAUGUUCUCCCUAACUGGAGGAGGAAAACACAACUUCCUGGGCACAAAGAGAUGGAUUGAAGAAAAUCUAGACCAUGCUGAGUCUAGCCUGCUCCAUGACAAUGUGGCAUUUGUUUUGUGUUUGGAUACACUGGCUAAUGCCGAUGAGCUGUACAUGCAUGUGUCCCGCCCUCCUAAACCUGACACUCCCAUGCACUCCUUUAUUCAACUGCUGGAGGAGGUGGUGUCCUCCAGAUUUCCCUGGGUGAGGAUUGGGUUGGUUCAUAAGAAGAUCAAUCUUGUGGAGUCUACAGUAGCCUGGGAGCAUGAGCGCUACAGCCUGCGCAGGAUCCCAGGCUUCACUCUGUCUCAUGUGGAAGACCCUAAAUCUGAGCUACGUGGCUCUGUACUAGACACCAUAUCGCAAGUGGACUUCAGGAAACUAAAGCGUAAUGGCAUCAUCAUAGCAGAAGCAUUGGCACGGUAUAUGUACAACCUCUCAGACAAGGGUUCACCAAAAGAUGUUCAGGUUUUCAGGGGUCAAAUGGACUUCCACGACAGUCGUUUGUCCAGUCUGAUGGCUUUCCUGACAUCAAUCCCUCGGGCCACCCAGCUGCUGGAUAAGGAGCCCGGUCACAUCCUGCUCGUCAAUUCACUCGAGCACGAGUUCAAGCGCUACUUACAGCAAGUCCACAGACACAACUUCAAACAGGACAAGAGGGACCCUGACAUUACCUUUUUCGAUCAAAUGAACCAACCAAUAGUGAUGUACAGAGUCAAACCUGCAGCUUUUGAUCUUUUCCUGGGUGGCUGCAUUGCUGGGUAUUUGGGGAUCGUUUAUUAUGCAAUCCAGAAUUUUGGCUAUCUCUACACAAAGCUGAAAGCAGCAGUGAAAUCCAAGCACCAGUAAAUAAGACUCUGAAUACUGAUUCUAUAACAAAGCCUUUGAA